Rattus rattus (black rat) is the source of this 2364-nucleotide messenger RNA. It is a transcript of the gene Ncbp2, whose product is annotated as nuclear cap binding protein subunit 2. The record is from RefSeq and is a predicted model, not a curated record. Bases 406 to 2082 code for a protein of 558 amino acids. NCBI's taxonomy places the organism in Eukaryota, Metazoa, Chordata, Mammalia, Rodentia, Muridae. The transcript is spliced from 3 exons. Gene Ontology annotation, biological process: GPI anchor biosynthetic process; mRNA cis splicing, via spliceosome. Gene Ontology annotation, cellular component: nuclear cap binding complex; endoplasmic reticulum membrane. Gene Ontology annotation, molecular function: alpha-1,2-mannosyltransferase activity; RNA cap binding.
CAUUCACAGAAAGGCAAAGUAGAAUUAGUCACUGCCCGGGCGGGUCCCUCAGGAGUCCCCACCGCGACCACUGCAGACUGCGGGGACUUGGGGAGGGAGCACGCACAAUUGUCCCCAUCCUUCUCCGCUCCGCGUAGCUAGUUCUGCUUGAUCCCUUGGCCUAAUUCCUUGGUUGAAGUCCAGAGCCGGCUGUGGAGAGGGAAGGCCAUCGCCCCACCCCACCCCGCAGCCCUCUGUCCUGCAGGCGCAGGGCUGUAGGGCCUCGGGUGCAGGCUUUCGCUCCAGGCGACCCGGGUAGCCAGCGCGGCAGGUGCAGCACAGCUCGGCAGAUGUAGCUCUCCAGACUGGCACCUCUGAGAACUGUGACAGACUUUUCAGUCCUGUGUCUGACAACCUGAUGUGACGAUGGCGGCCAGGGUGAUUUGGGGUAGCCUCAGCCUGCUUCGAGUCUUAUGGUGUCUCCUUCCCCAGACUGGCUACAUACACCCAGAUGAAUUCUUCCAGUCACCUGAGGUCAUGGCAGAGGACAUCCUGGGUGUGCAGGCUUCACGGCCCUGGGAAUUUUACCCCAGCAGCUCCUGCCGCACUGUGGUCUUCCCACUGCUGACCUCUGGCUCUACCUUCUGGUUGCUCAGGCUCUGGGAAGAGCUGGGGCUCUGGCCUGGUCUGGUGAGUGGCUACAUGCUGCUGGUGGGGCCCCGACUCCUCCUCACUUCCCUCUCCUUUGCCCUGGACUGGGCUAUGUACCAUCUGGCCCCGUUGUGGGGGGCAGAUCGUUGGAAUGCCUUGUGUCUGCUGUCUGGUUCCUAUGUAACCCUGGUUUUCUACACAAGAACCUUCUCCAACACCAUCGAGGGACUGCUCUUCACCUGGCUGCUGGUGCUGGUGUCCCCUUAUGUGGCAAGGAGUCCCACAUCAAAGAAGCCUACCCCAGGUCCACGGUGGCACAGCUAUCUUCUUGGUGCUAUCAUGGCUGCCGGCUUCUUCAAUCGGCCAACCUUUCUAGCCUUUGCUCUGGCCCCCGUCUCUCUCUGGGGCAUCCAUAGAGCUUUGGAACUUGGUGGUAUCAAGGCCCUGAUCCGGGAGGCCUUAGUGCUACUGCCAGGGGCUGCUCUUGCUGCGGGGCUGUUUGUAGCCGUGGACAGCUGGUACUUCUCCAGUCUCUCGGGAUCGACAGGCGUCGUUCUCACACCUGUCAACUUCUUGUACUAUAACCUGGAUCCCCAAAACCUUGCAAGGCAUGGCACGCAUGCACGGCUCACUCACCUGGCAGUCAAUGGCUUCCUGCUCUUUGGGGUACUGCAUGCUCAAGCUUUGCAGGCUGCAUGGCAACAACUCCUCGCCUGCCUCCGUGCAUUUCCACAAACCCGCCUCUUGGGGGAGCCGGGUACCCAGGGUCUGUUGUCUAGCUCCAAGUCUCGUCUCCUCCUUCUCUACUUUACACCCCUGCUCCUGCUGUCCGCCUUUAGCCACCAAGAGCCUAGAUUUCUAAUUCCCCUCCUAGUCCCUCUAGUCCUGCUGUGCAGCCCACAAGCCCAACCUAUACCCAGGAAGGGUACCCUGGUCCUCUUCAAUGUCUCGGGCGCGCUCAUCUUUGGCUGCCUCCAUCAGGGAGGUUUGGUACCUGGCCUGAAGCACCUGGAGCAGGUGGUCCACGCACCUGUCCUCUCAGGCACGACCACCCACUACACACUUCUCUUCACGCACACCUAUAUGCCGCCCCAGCACCUCUUACACCUCUCGGGCCUGGGAUCACCUGUGGAGGUGGUAGACAUGGGUGGGGCUGAGGACAGGGUCCUGUGUCAAGCCUUGAACAACUUCAGCAGACAAGCAGCCUGUCAGCUGGCUGGUGGGCCGUGGCUCUGCCGGUUCUUUGUGGUAACUCCUGGGACCAACAGGCAUGCUCUGGAGCAGUGCCAUUUUCCUCUCAAGAAUGAGACUCUGUUGUUUCCCCACUUGACCAUGGAGGACCCUCCAGCCCUGUCCUCCCUGCUCAGUGGGGCUUGGAGGGAGCAUCUUAGCCUUCACAUUAUAGAACUGGAGAAGCCUGUUAUGACAGAGUGGUCCAAGAGUCAGCCAUAGAAGUCACUCUACCUUCUACACAGGCUGGUUGGCUGGGACACUGGAAUUCCCCCGCUGCUGUCUCUUUGGAGGCAUAGCCAAAGGUUGUUUUAAGUGAGCCCACAUUCCUUUCCCUUAGACAACCAAAGAUCUGACCAGUCGUGGUCCCAAUGCCAAGGUCACCAAAAUAACCUAGCAUAACCCCUGGCACCUGUCUUGUUUCUAUGCUGUUAUUCCCGAUCACUGUAAUGUUUAAAAUAUAUAAUAGCACCUGGUUUGACAGACAAUCAACUGCUGAUGACA